Sceloporus undulatus (fence lizard) is the source of this 3564-nucleotide messenger RNA. RefSeq names its product zinc finger protein 420-like. The transcript has 10 exons. The coding region runs from base 127 to 3270 and encodes 1047 amino acids. NCBI's taxonomy places the organism in Eukaryota, Metazoa, Chordata, Lepidosauria, Squamata, Phrynosomatidae. Gene Ontology annotation, biological process: negative regulation of transcription by RNA polymerase II. Gene Ontology annotation, molecular function: DNA-binding transcription repressor activity, RNA polymerase II-specific. The record is from RefSeq and is a predicted model, not a curated record.
UUAGAUGGUUGUUGUUACGUUGUAAUGUUUAUUUAAUGCCUUUGUCUUGGUUUUAAUAAGUUAAUAGAAUAUUAUUAUUUUUUUAAAAAAGUACUUAUCUUCCUUUUUGCCUUUUCAGAAUACAGAAUGAGGGCCAUGUUUGUGGCUGAUUAUUCCCCUCUUUCCAGAGGAUGGCAAAGGGAUGCAGUUGAACCAGCUCAGAGGCCAGUAACUUUCAAAGAUGUGGCUGUAUAUUUCACAGAAGGACAGGGGACUCUGUUGAACCCAGAUCAGAAGGCCUUGUAUAAAGAAGUCAUGAUGGAGAAUUAUGAAAAUGUGGCCUCAUUGGGAUUUCCAGUUUGCAAGCCUAACCUGAUCUCUCGUCUGGAACAAGGAAAAGACCCAUGGUUGCCAGAUUCUCGAGUCUUCAGUAACAACCACUCAGGCGUCUUGAGGAAGAAGAACGUGUGUCGUAAGUGUGGAAAAUGUUUUGCUCAGAAGUCAGACCUUGUCAUGCACAGAAUAAUUCACAUGGGAGAGAAACCUUUCAAGUGCUUGGAGUGUGCAAAGUAUUUCGUUCAUCACUCUGAGCUUGUGAAGCACCAGCGAGUCCAUACCGGGGAGAGGCCCUUCAAGUGCCUUGAGUGUGGAAAAUGUUUUUCCCGACAGUCAGUCCUUGUGAAUCACCACAGAAUCCACACAGGAGAAAAACCUUAUAAGUGUCUGGAAUGUGUGAAAUGCUUUACCCAGAGAUCACAGCUUGUCAGACACCUAAGAGUCCACACAGGGGAAAAACCUUACAAAUGUUUGGAGUGUGAGAAAUGUUUUGCCCGUCACUCAGUGCUCAUAAACCACCAAAGAGUUCAUACGGGCGAAAAACCUUAUAAAUGUUUGGAGUGUGCCAAGUGCUUUGCUCGUCAGUCAGUCCUCGUGAACCAUCAGAGAGUCCACACUGGAGAAAAACCCUAUAAAUGUCAGGAAUGUGGGAAACGUUUUGCUCACCAGUCAAACCUAGUGAAUCACCAGAGGGUUCAUACAGGAGAGAAACCUUACAAAUGCUUGAAGUGUGGGAAGUGUUUUGCUCAGCAAUCAGAUUUGGUGAAACACCGGCGAAUCCACACAGGAGAGAGACCCUACAAAUGCCAGGAGUGUGGAAAAUGCUUUGCAAUACAUUCAGAUGUUGUGAACCACCAGCGAGUCCACACAGGAGAGAAGCCACACAAAUGCCAGGAGUGCGGAAAAUGUUUUGCUCAACGUUCAGCCCUCGUGAGCCAUCAAAGAGUCCACACAGGAGAAAAACCAUACAAGUGCGUGGAGUGUGAGAAAUGUUUUGCUCAGCUCUCAAACCUUGUGAAACAUCAGAGAGUCCACACAGGGGAGAAACCCUAUGAAUGCUUGGAGUGUGGGAAGUGUUUUGCUCGACACUCACACCUUCGGGUACACUACAGAGUUCACGCAAGAACCAAAUCCCUUGAACGCCUCAAGGGUGAUCAAAGUUUUGUAAAAAAAGGAAACUUUAUUCGGUAUCAAAUAAUUGGCCCAGGGGAAAAAGAGGAGGAGGAGGGGGAGGACUACAUGUCCCAGGCCCCAGGCAAGGCAGGAGUGAUAGGAGGAGGCCUGGGCAGGAAAGAAAAACCAGAAAACAGGAUAAUGUCUGCGUUUGAAUCCGGAUUGCCUCCAUUUUCCAGAGAAAUGACAGUGGCUGCAGUGGAGCCAGCUAAGAGCCUGGUGACUUUUGAGAAUGUAGCUGUUUAUUUCACUACAAGCGAGGGGGCUCUGCUGGACCCAAAUCAGAAAGCCUUAUACAUUGAAGUCAUGAUGGAGAAUUAUGGGAAUGUGGCCUCAUUGGGCUUUUCAGGCCCAAAGCCUGAUCUCAUCUCUCAGAUGGAACGAGGAGAAGAAUUGUGGAUACCAGAUUCUGAGAACAGAGUUGAUGCAGAGAACCUUGAUGCCUACUCAGGUAACUCAUUGGGAAAAUCCUGGAAUCCCCCAUGGGUUGAACGUUCUGAUAACGUCCCCCAGAGAAUCCUUUUGGAACAGAAACCCUCCAGUUAUUUGGCAUUUGGGAAAUCUUCUGUUCAACAGUCAGACAUUAAGAUGCCACGGAAAACCUACAAGGGACAAAGAAGCUACAAAUGCCUAGAGUGUGGUGAAAGCUUUAAACAGCACUCUCUCUUUGUCAGCCACUGGAGGGUCCACACGGGAGAGAAGCCAUAUGAAUGCCAGGAGUGUGGGAGGAGUUUCCUUCGGCCCUCGGCUCUCGUGAAACACCGUCGUGUUCAUGGCACAGAUAAGCCCCACAUUUGUGUGGAAUGUGGGAAGCAAUUUGCUCGAGAGUCAUAUUUGCUGGCCCACCAGAUAACCCACGUCAAAGACGUGCUGCCUAAAUGCUUGCAGUGUGGGGAAGAUUUUGCCAACCACCCAGCCUUUGUAAGGCACCAGAGGGUCCAUACCGGAAAGAAACCCUAUAAAUGCUUGGAGUGUGGUAAAUGUUUUGCUGACCGGUAUCAUGUUGUGGUUCACCAGAAAAUUCACGCAGGGAUGAACCGUUUCAAAUGCUCCGAAUGCGGGGAGUCUUUUGACCAGCAUUCGGCCCUUGUGAGCCACUGGAUGGUCCACACUGGAGAGCAGCCCUAUGAAUGCUUGGAGUGUGGCAAAGGUUUUCCUCGGCCAUCAGCCCUUUUGAAGCACUGCAGGGUCCAUACAGCUGAGAAACUCUACAUGUGCUUGCAGUGUGGGAAGUCCUUUGCUCAACAGUCGGGUCUGGCGAGACACCAGCGUGUCCACACAGGAGAAAAACCCUACACAUGUUCAGAGUGUGGGAAGUGCUUUGCGGACAGCUCAUCUUUCAAGAAGCACAAAAGAGUUCACACAGGAGAGAAACCCUUCAUGUGUUCAGAGUGUGGGAAAUGCUUUUCGGACCGAUCAAAUGUCUUGGCUCACCAGAGGGUCCACACGGGGGAAAAACCCUACAAAUGUACGGAGUGUGGGAAAUGCUUUUCUCAUCGGUCACACAUUGUGAAACACCAGAAAUUCCACAUGAAGGAUUGUCUAAACACCAAUAACAUGCCCAGGGGUUUGGUUACAGAACUUUUACCUCAUCCAAAGACACACAAACCAGAGCUUGGAAGCAAUGAAUUACAAGUUCUGUUGCUUACACAUAUCAGCACUGCUAACACAGAUGGAGUCGACGAUGCGGAUGUAUUUGAAAGACGUUCAAGGCAUGUAGAGUUUUAUCCUGGUUUAUCCUGGGUCUAUUUGUAUCAGUUAUUCACACAGGUGACAAUGUAAUUUUUUAAAGAAAAACUUGGGGGGGGGGCAAGAUCGAUUAUCUUGGGUUAAGUGGUUUUUUUACACCCCCCUCAGCUUGUUCAUUUUGGGUGCAUUCAAAAUGCAUGUGAACAACAAAGAUUCAACACACCUUCUACUGGAAUUAUUUUCACUGUUUAAAUAACCCCACCCUCACCUAUUAUAGAUCCCUAGAGAUUUUCCUUUGGCUUGUACAUGCUUUUUUUCAAACCAGCAAGUGAUAUGAUUUGAUGCUCCAGUCACUUCUUGUUUUCAAACGAAUAUUUGAUAGGAUGA